AAAAGUCAUUACUCUUCAGCCUCUUCGAUCUCUUGUGGCAUAUUGAGUCACUAUAUCCAUCUCUCCAUGGCAUCAUAUUCAUUUAAGCUCACAGUAAUAUUCAUUCUAGCCACUGUCACGUGCUCGUCAUCAGCCGCCCAUGACCAGCUCAAAGAAACAACCAUUUCUCUCUAUUUCCAAGACUAUUCCGGCGGCCCUAACGCCACCGUCAUGCAGGUCAACCGCGGCGGCGUCUCCGACGACGGGGCCCUCAAAUUCUUCGAGUUCGGGUCCCUCUUCGUCACGGACGAUCCGAUAACGGAGGAAUUUGACAGCGGCUCCGCCGAGGUGGCCAGGGGCCAAGGCCUGUACGUAACGUCAGCGCUGGACGGCAAAAUAGCGCACGUGGUAAUAUCAGUUGUGUUUACCGGCGGCGAGUACUCCGGCAGCACUUUGCAAAUACAAGGCGCUAGUCCUCAGCUGGAGAAGGUGAGGGAGGUGUCGGUCGUCGGCGGCACCGGGAUAUUCCGGUUCGCCCGAGGAUACGCCACCUUCGAGACGGUCCACUUCAACUUCGAGAAUCACCUGGCUGUUAUUCAAUUUAACGCCACCGUUCAACACUAUUAGACCAAAUCCCAGUGUUUUAUUAGUUGACUUUAUAUAGUUCCUAUUAAAACUUUGAUUAUUGUAAUAUGUAAUGGACCGAUGUUAUUCAAUAAUGGAAAAAACUUAUGUAA
Molecule: messenger RNA, 716 nt
Organism: Ipomoea nil (Japanese morning glory)
Lineage: Eukaryota; Viridiplantae; Streptophyta; Magnoliopsida; Solanales; Convolvulaceae
Product: dirigent protein 22-like
Exons: 1
Coding region: 67-606 (179 amino acids)
Source: RefSeq, a predicted model, not a curated record